Scutellospora calospora is the source of this 775-nucleotide messenger RNA. The record is from the annotation of a GenBank genome assembly. NCBI's taxonomy places the organism in Eukaryota, Fungi, Glomeromycota, Glomeromycetes, Diversisporales, Gigasporaceae.
AUGGAAAGCAAUUUUACAUACGAAACUUUAAACGAUCAAUGGCACAAAUUUGCUGAAAGAAAUAAACAUAUCGCAGAGAAACAUCUAGGGGUUGUUAACAAUGAUAGUAAAAUUAACAAGACAAUAUCCUUUACACUAGAAAAAUACGAUCAAGCUAAACUAUUAUAUGACAAGUUUUUUACUCAUAAAUUAAAUGAAAAUCAUCUAUUAGCAAAUGAAUUCAUAAAAAGAUCACAUAAUAUGUUUAUUGAAAUAGAUGACUAUUUUGUAAUUGCCAAUUCUUAUAAAAACGGUGCUAUUGGAUUUGAGGAAAAUCAUGAUGCUGCGGAUAUAUUUUUCAAAUUAGCCGAAUUCUUCAAUAUCCCUAGAGAUUCUGAUGGUAUAUUCAGAUAUGCUUGUCUUUUAAUUGAUCAGUUACCAAAUAAUAAUGCAAAUGGAAAUGAACAUAUUUUGAAAAAGAUUUUAACAGUUCUCAGACAAUCUUCCUCCAAGGGAAAUUCAAAUGCUGCCUAUAUAUUAGAUUGUAAAUAUUUAUAUGGAGAACUUGAUAGUAUUAGAAAUCAUAACUUAGCGUAUAAAUAUUUAUCUUAUGCAUCAGAUAAAAGUAAUACUAAUACAAAGGCAAAAAUAAUUGAAAUACAAUUACCAAAUAAAAUGGAAAAGAAUACUGAUAAUUCAAACGGAUUUCUUAAACCACCUGAAAUUAGUUUAAAAGACUGUUAUAUGAGAAACAAUGAUGUUAUGUUAAGAGAAGUAGAACUUUCUCAAGAUGAAA